Messenger RNA from Puntigrus tetrazona (Sumatra barb), 1156 nucleotides. RefSeq names its product endonuclease domain-containing 1 protein-like. Bases 135 to 1004 code for a protein of 289 amino acids. NCBI's taxonomy places the organism in Eukaryota, Metazoa, Chordata, Actinopteri, Cypriniformes, Cyprinidae. The record is from RefSeq and is a predicted model, not a curated record. The transcript has 2 exons. Gene Ontology annotation, molecular function: metal ion binding; hydrolase activity; nucleic acid binding.
AGCAGUAUUAAACAUCGCCAUCUCAGCUGCAAGACUAUUUAGUCGAGGCUAUUUCACCUGUUUCCAUUUCAUCAGAUACUUUUUGGGGAACAUUUUCUUUCUUCUCUUUCUUGGUGAUUUAUUUGUGAGUGAACAUGCGUCAGUUUCUCGUGAGCGUCCUCGCUGUGCUGCUGCUGUCCCGCUGUCCCUUCGGCACGACUGAGGUCCUAAAAACUUUUGAUGGAUGCAGUGGUUUUUUCUCCGAAAAAUGGCCUCCGGUGAUUUCUGGCAUCCUGAUGAACAACUCUGAUCCUCGCUACAAAAAAAUCUGUCAAAAACAUAACUUCGGUUCGGGAUAUACUUUUGCAACUCUCUACGACACAGAAAGCAGGAUCCCUGUUUUCUCAGCGUACAACUACACAGGAAGAGGAAAAUUCGACAGACCAAACAUUCCCUGGAAGAUCGAGCCGCAGCUUGAUCCUCCCGUUGAUGACAUGACUGCUCCUUACAAUAACCAGGCCAUCGAUGAAGACUACUUCAAAAACGAGUUUAACGUUAAUCGCGGUCACUUGUUUCCCAGCUGUCACGCAGAGGAUGCCUUUAUAGCCGAAUCUACAUUCACACUCACUAACAUUGUACCACAGUAUUCAGGCUUUAAUUCUGGCAGUUGGAAACGCAUGGAAAUUGAGAGUCAGAUUAGCAUGAACACACGUUGCAUUGACAAUAAGGGUAACAAUAAGGGUAAGGGUGACGUUUUAGCCCAUGUGCUGACCGGCGCUAUACCUGGCAAAAACCAACUGAACAACAGGGUAAACAUUCCCUCUCACAUGUGGAUGGCAUUCUGCUGCUGUAAUAAAAGACAGUGCGCCUCUGGGGCUUACUGGGCCCCUAACGAACAAGAACGGAAAAAUGAAAAUAACGUGAUCACACAAGAGACUGUGCAGGAGUUACAGCAAUUUCUAAAUGAAACAUGGAAAAAAAUGUGCAGCUGUUUAAGAACUGUACAAAUGUCUCCAAUGGGGUAAUAAUUCCUGAAUGAUCAUUUCUGGUGUUGGAUUAGAGGUCUGUCAAAAUGCUUGUUCGGCUUCUCCAGAAUUCAAACUCUGUUUUUUAGUUGCUGUUAUAAACUGAACGUCUGUAAACGCUUGCAUUUCUUUCUAAUAAAGCUUUGAAGAUG